CCUUGUUCUCCUACAUACAUAUCAUGCCUAAGUCAAAACGUUCGCAAAUCGUAUCUCUCACAAAAGUCGCGAAAAAGACGCGGGAGCAUAAAAAUCUACUCUUGGCCGAGGUACAACAAAAUGCCGAAAAAUGGAAGUACUGCUGGUUGUUUCAAGUCGGCGCGAUGCGAAAUGCUCAUCUAAAAACUGUGCGAAAACUAUGGAAAGAUUCUGCACGGAUAUUUUUUGGUCGAGGAGCGGUAAUGGCCAAAGCAUUGGGCACGACAGUAGAAGAAGAGCACCGAAUGGGACUCCACCAACUAGCCCAGCAAAUAAAAGGCCAGGUAGGGCUGUUUUUCACAGACUCGGAACCUCAAGAAGUGACAGAGUGGUUCAACGAUUUCCAACAAGCGGAUUAUGCGCGAACGGGAAACAAAGCUACGCGGACGGUGAUACUACCUGCAGGACCUGUGAUGCGGGUGCACUCUGACCCGCCUGAACCGUUCCCACAUAACGAGGACCCACAGCUCCGGAAGCUGGGUCUUACGACAUCGAUGAAGCGGGGUGUACCGACGCUUGAAAAUGCUCAUCGGGUAUGUGAUAAAGGGAAGGUUUUGACGGGCGAGCAGGCGCAGCUACUCAAACUUCUUGGUGAAAAGAUGGUGGUGUUCAAGGUUGGGUUGUUGGCAAGGUGGGACGCUGCUAGUGGGGAGGUUGUUCAAGUCGAGGGUGGAUGUACGGAUGUAGAACCGGAAGGUGAUGAGAUUGAAAAUGAGGAUGAGAUGAGCGAGAUGUAAAGAUUACCCUUUCAAUUACGAAGACGACUGGACACGUAUGUGUUUAUCAAGUUCUGUCACGAAAAUAAUUGGCAAGAUUCACUGUGCGGACGGUGCUAUAGCAUAACAUGUAUCAGUUCGAUAAAAGGUUACAGGAAAUGUUUCGCCUUCUCUGUGCGGCACGGCACGUGGUGAUGGAGGUAGCGAAAGUCUAGAGAAAAUGCCCCUAACAAAGUCUGUAACUGACACACCUCCCACAUAUGAUGAGAUCUCCUUGUCCGCAUCACUGUUAGAUU
Molecule: messenger RNA, 1051 nt
Organism: Suillus discolor
Lineage: Eukaryota; Fungi; Basidiomycota; Agaricomycetes; Boletales; Suillaceae
Product: ribosomal protein L10-domain-containing protein
Exons: 7
Coding region: 24-776 (250 amino acids)
Biological process (GO): ribosomal large subunit assembly; rRNA processing; nuclear-transcribed mRNA catabolic process
Cellular component (GO): preribosome, large subunit precursor; nucleolus
Molecular function (GO): RNA binding
Source: RefSeq, a predicted model, not a curated record